UGUGUUCGUUUGCUGCAUUGUUAACAUUAAUACUAUCUCGCCGGCGGAAACGGAUUUGGGAAACGCAAUAUUUCUAAAAACAAUAAUGACAAUGAUGAUAACCGUAAUUAUUAACCGACGUCAUCGUAGUCAUUCGUCGGCGGUGCGCAUGCAGAUUUAUGAGCCACAGCAGUUUGUUUGUGGAAACCGGCACCGGAGACGGACGACACGGCCAACUUGUCGCCGGAUAAACUGUCUAGGCGGCAUGAGUACUACACAUGUGUAUGUUUUAGGUCGCAGUGACGGCGCCAUCACUCACGGUAGGUCGGCCGUGUAAAAAAGAUGCGCUGGUGCCCAAUAUAAGGAGAAUACGUCGAGCAACGAUUUAUUAUGUUGAGUUACAAGGUCCCAUGACAAGUCAUAUGAUUGUCGGUGUUUUGCUAUUACCAAAGAAUUACUUGUAAUAAUACCACGGUCUAACAAUUAGUGUAUGGUUAAAGUUACCAUUAAAAAAUCUGUCAAAACAGCUGCCAAAACUAAUCACAAUUUGGUAGUCAUAGAUAAAAUUGAUUUAGAUGCAAUAGUUUUCAUUAAAGAUAACAGCAUAGUUCGAGUAUAAUUCUUUGAUUUUUUCUUGCGUCGUGUACAGUUUUCUACUUAAAUAAAUUAACUGAUUGAUCAGCGUAUUACUGAAACGCCUAUAUAUUGUCGCAUCCCAGCAAAAUUGUAGAAUACGCCAAAUAAAUUCAGUUGUAGUCCAACGAACAACUUGAUCCCUUGCACGAGAAAAAGAUCAUGUAAAACUAAAAAAAACAACUCUAUAUUGUUAAUUGAUCAAACUCCACGGGUAACUUGCGAUCUAUUCAAAUGAACAUGUGUAACAUAAUAAUUAAAGAGCUAAUCAUGUCGUGUGACCUUACUCAUGUUCACAUAAAGAUAUCAAAUUAAAUAUGAAACAUUAGCCAAAACAAUACAUAAGCUCCAUUUAUUUCAUGUGUUCACUAGGAAGAUUGGUGAUGGCGUACAGCAUGGAGUGUUUUUUAGGCUUAAUGUCACUUCAAGUUGGAGUAUUAUUUACAUCUAUUUUCUUGAUGACUAUGGCAAUAUGUGUUAUAAUCGUAAACGUGUCUGACUACUCUAGUGAUCGAGAUGUUAUAUUUGUUGGCGUUUGGGUGUCAAUGUGUACUAUAUUAGUCAUUUGGACAGUCGCAUUUCUUGGAGCAUAUUAUAUAAAUUAUGAAAUAUUAAUGGUAGCUUGUAGUUCUUGGUUUAUGUUUAUUUUAUUUUGGAUCAUAGUGGAUUUAGGAUGUACUACUCCUUCACGUUGUCAAGAAGGGUUAUGGCUGGUGAAUAAUUUUCAUCGCUUGGAAUCUGGAAGUGGUUUUUCUGGACCCGAUUAUUACUACCAUAGUGACCAUGAACAACCAUCGGAUAAACCACCAAAAAAAAUUAAUGAUUACACUCCUAGACAACAAUUUAGCACUCAAAAGUCAUUUGGGCUUAAAUUUUAUUUACCGUGGGAUUCUAACAUAGGAGCAAUAACAUACUUGGGUUCUUUUGUAAUUACUUUAGGAAUAUUCAUUUUGUCUUUUUUGAUGUUGUAUAAUUAUGGUUCCUAUCUUAAAUGUAAGACAAUGCUGGAAUCUACUCAAUGUCAAAUUAGCAACAAAUGUCUGAAGUAGAUUUUCCAAUUUUUAGUUUCUCCAUAAAAGAAUUAAUAGAAGAAAAAAAAAA
This is a messenger RNA of Daktulosphaira vitifoliae (grape phylloxera), 1713 nucleotides long. RefSeq lists its product as uncharacterized. The transcript has 9 exons. The record is from RefSeq and is a predicted model, not a curated record. The coding region runs from base 972 to 1661 and encodes 229 amino acids. Lineage: Eukaryota; Metazoa; Arthropoda; Insecta; Hemiptera; Phylloxeridae.